Messenger RNA from Bursaphelenchus xylophilus (pine wood nematode), 1262 nucleotides. Lineage: Eukaryota; Metazoa; Nematoda; Chromadorea; Rhabditida; Aphelenchoididae. The record is from the annotation of a GenBank genome assembly.
AUGACCUGGACUCUGAGCAGGGAAAAGGUUUGCAAACCUUCAUCUGCCUGACAAAACAGAAAUGUUACUACUGUAACAUAGAAAAAAGAAGUUUCGGGCGCCUAAAGGCGGCCGUAAAAUUGCUGCUUCCAAAAACAUGCCGAUAAUUCUUCCAUUUUACAGUGGCAGAAAUUCUACGAGGCUUCUAUUGAAGCAUCUGAGCGAUUCGAAGCCCCUGCGGAGUACAGGGAGCGGCUCUCAAGAAGGGUGCAAACAAGCCUCGUAAGGAUUGACGUGAGUUGGGUAGGCACCGCCCGUGGACCACUGAGCAAAGAAGAUUUGGCAACCUUCAUCUUGAAGACUAAACACAAAAUGCCGACCGAAUUCGAUGAAAAAGCCCUCAAAGUGAUUGUGGAGUCUUUCGGAGCAGAGGAACGAAUCUCCAAUGAACAAGAAAGUUUCUUCAAUGCAUCGUUCAGGUUUGAAAAAGCGGACCCUGCAUGGAUUUACGUAAAGGUAAGCUUAAUUUUUCAAGUAAGUGAAUCUGCAGGGUUUACAUAGACAUAGGUUUUGGUUAUGGGGCAAAAAAAGAGUGAAUUAAAAUUUCAGAGUGUGAUACUAGUCCUUCCGGAAAGUCGCCGGACGGAAAUCGGCGACAUGCACUCCGCGAAAACGAAAGUUCACUUUGCACUGUGCAAUUUUUUGCUUUUCGCACCGUGCAAUAGGCUUUUUUCGGGUGUCGCUCGCACCCUGACUUUUUUCGCACAGUGCAAACGCCAAAAAUCAGUCCGGCGACUUUCCGGAAGGACUAGUAUCGGGAAUCGGAAGACCAUCAGGUUCAAAGAGAGAUUGAAGAAGACGAAAAACGGAAGCUAACCGCUUCCCAAUGCCGUAAAUUUGGAAGACCAUGAAGUCGAUAAUGAUGCAGAUAUCGUAAGAAACGCCGAUGGCGCAAGGACUAGAACCCUGGGCAAAAAAGGGAUUUGAAAAGACGUAUCUACGUAAUUUCCAGCGAUUUUUGACUUACGCAACGGUCGUAAGAUUACUGCAAAACUCUGCGGAGACAGAGCAUGGAUACAUAGAAACCAUAAAGCAUACAAUCGUAAGUUAAAUUACGCGCUUAUUUUCAGACACACAAAGCAUACACUAAUCCAAAUUUCUACUACGCCUGCACCCAUUUGAUGAACCAUAUGGUUGGGCACAGCAGGGAUGAGAACCGCCCUAAAGAAGUUCUAUUCAAAUUCAUGCGAGAAUACGGCGCAAUUGAAGACGGUAACAACUGA